Molecule: messenger RNA, 1548 nt
Organism: Helicoverpa armigera (cotton bollworm)
Lineage: Eukaryota; Metazoa; Arthropoda; Insecta; Lepidoptera; Noctuidae
Exons: 5
Coding region: 93-1391 (432 amino acids)
Source: RefSeq, a predicted model, not a curated record
CUAGUUGUCAAGUGUCAUUUGUCAAACAGAAACAAUUUUGAAAACAUCGUAUUUGUUGAACUUGUUGAACUGCAAUUAAAGUUUCGUAAAAAAUGAAAUUCGAAUUAUUAGUUGUUAUUUUGAUUAGUGUGUGUAGGACUUGUCAUAGUGAUUUACAAGCUGGACCAGAUCCUUGGCAUUACGAGUCUGUUCAAGGACCAGGAAAAUUAAAUGAAAAUGAAUUACCGCCAGAUCUGAGAACACCUGUAAAGAAGGAAAGACCAACAGAAAGUACUUUGGCUUAUGGAGAGUGGUGGUUUAAAAGAUUACUUGCUAUAAUGCUAAAAAGUGGUCACUAUAAGAAAAGUGAAGAUGGCAGUGUGGAUGUUUCACUUCAAAUGAGGUUUGAUUCAGAAAGGUGGGGUGUACUGGACGAUUGUCUGAAGUCAGAGUCUACAUUGUCUGAUGACAAGUUCAGACGUACUGUGGGCUAUGUAGAAGAAGCUAUUUACAGGCCAACUAUUACCGAUCAAAUUGUUAUUGCUUGGAGUGAUUAUAUUCAAAUUUAUUUAGUGGAAUAUAAGAUCUAUAUCACUUUGCUACUCAGUGCGUUAGCUGCAGGCGGAGGGCUCAUUUGGCUGUGGAGGCACAUAUCUCACAAGCAUGUCAUCAUCAUUAUAUUUGUCCUAUUGUACUUUUAUGAAGCAUUCAUCUCUUACAAAGAAGCUGAACAGCAAGAGUUUGAAAAAUUUGUGUCAGCAGUGAACACUUGCAAAUGGUAUUUUUGGACAUCAGACUGCACGGUACCACCACCAGACCCUCUUCUGUUUAUAAAACAUAUGAAUCCUAUGAAAAUCAGCAUUCGAAUGUUUACAUCUUUGAUAUCUGAACCUAUUAUUGCUAUGAACUCUACCAUCAAAAUUAUACUCCAUGGAGUUACCGAUAGCCUAUGGUUUCCCUUCGAUAAAAUCGUGUAUGGAUUUUCAAUACUAAUUGUAAAUAUCUCAUUGAUAUAUCUUUUAAUCAUGAUUGUAUUCAAUUUCAUAUUUAAUAUUCCAUUCCACUUAAAUUUUCUUGGUUUAGUAAGUAUUGGAGUUCGACAGAAUAGGAGCUCAAUGUUUUCUGCAAGUACAAAUGAACAACCAACACAAAUAAGGGAUACUGAUAGAAUAAGUGGAGAUCGAUUAGAUCGACUCUUGAAUGUUUGUUCACUAGCUCUCACAAACGUUACUAGUUCUCGAAGUAGAACCAACCUGCGAUUGACGAAUAACGACAAUGUUCCAAGAUUGCAAAGAUCAGCCAGCACUGGUAGACUACCAAAUAGUUUUACAGAAAACAAUAAUGACCAGCUGGCUAUAAAAUGUAAUUUUAGAAAAAGGCAAAAUGCUGCACGUGGUGAUGGCGAUCAUUAACAAUAGAAGGAAAAUGUGUACAUAAAAUGAAACAUUUGGUAGAAGUUUGUUUUCUUUUACAGCCAUAACUAUAGAAGCCAUACGACACGACAAUUUUUAUUAAUGUAAAUGUAAUGCAUGUCAUGUUCAUAAGAAAAACUAACUAACUUAAAAACUA